AUGUUUAUGCCUCAGAAGUUUAUGACCGAGUUCUGGUACUUCUUCCUAGAAAGCGAUGGAGCACCUGCUGGUAACUAUGGCUAUACCAAUAGUGGAUACAGUGUUUAUGAAGAAGAAAAUGAGAGGUUAACAGAAAGUCUGCGUACAAAAGUCAGUGCCAUUAAAUCACUUUCCAUUGAAAUUGGAACAGAAGUUAAAAACCAAAAUAAAAUGUUAUCAGAAAUGGAUAACGAUUUUGACUCUACGGGUGGACUUCUAGGUGCAACUAUGGGCAGACUGAGAACACUCUCCAGAGGAAGCCAGACAAAGCUGUUAUGCUACAUGAUGCUCUUUGCAUUGUUUGUUUUUUUUGUAAUAUACUGGAUUAUUAAACUGAGGUGAUGCAUGUUACCUUCGGUUUAAAUUCUGUAAUUUCAACUAUAAACCAGUCUUAAUGAAGACAUUGAUCUAAAGUGGCAUAUUCUGUUGAUAAAACACAGUGAAAUUGUUGUAAAUUGCAUUAACUAUUAAUGCGAUGUUAUAUAUAGUUUUCUUAAUGUAUCAAUUUCUCCCAUCAUCCCCUGUUUUGGGGGGAUUAUUUGUAAAUAUGCAGAAACUGCUAUCAUAGUAGGUUGCUUUUUUAGGGGAAAGUAGUUUUUUGAAUUGAUUUAAAAAAACAGAAAAUAACAGUUGUUUGGAUAUGAAGUAAUUACAGAAUUACAAGGCUUUCUCUUUCAUUCUGCUUUUCAUUCUGGGCCAUGCUCUAAAUUAGAGCUCCAGUUCCAGGCAUACAGUAAUUUCUAGGUUGCAAAAGCAUGAAGAAUACUUGGAUCUUCCUAUAUUGGUUUUAUCUGUGGAUUUUUAAAAGACUGGCCUGAAGCUAACAAAUGUAAUAGUGGUACCCCCAAAAAUUAUUUUUGUGGAUAGGUCUUAUAGUGCAUGUGUUUAAGUAGCUUAAACUGUGUAUUUUGGGGAGAAGAAGUUACUUAAAACUGGAU
This is a messenger RNA of Haliaeetus leucocephalus (bald eagle), 977 nucleotides long. It is a transcript of the gene BET1, whose product is annotated as Bet1 golgi vesicular membrane trafficking protein. Lineage: Eukaryota; Metazoa; Chordata; Aves; Accipitriformes; Accipitridae. The coding region runs from base 1 to 381 and encodes 126 amino acids. Gene Ontology annotation, biological process: endoplasmic reticulum to Golgi vesicle-mediated transport; vesicle fusion with Golgi apparatus. The record is from RefSeq and is a predicted model, not a curated record. Gene Ontology annotation, molecular function: SNAP receptor activity. The transcript has 4 exons. Gene Ontology annotation, cellular component: SNARE complex; Golgi trans cisterna.